UAUUUUUGGGCUUCAUGUGAAAUACCGAAAGUGUCCUAUUGCCUUUCCUUUCUCCAUAUUUCACCGCCAUUGCCAUCACUCGCUGCCGCUUCCCUCAUCGUCCUAUCGUUGGGUCGUCGUCAACUUCAACUGCUACCAGCUAUGGUGCAAGAUAGAAAUCAGAAGAGAACGAAACCUAACAUCUUGGUGACUGGCACUCCAGGAACCGGAAAAACAACUAUGUCAUCUGCUCUAGCAGAGGCCUCCCAGCUCCGCCACAUAAAUAUUGGGGAACUGGUAAAAGAGAAGAAUCUCCAUGAUGGGUGGGAUGAGCAGUUUGAGUGCCACGUUAUCAAUGAAGACUUGGUCUGUGAUGAGCUUGAGGAUAUGAUGGAAGAAGGUGGGACUAUUGUGGACUACCAUGGGUGCGAUUUUUUCCCUGAACGAUGGUUUGACUGUGUCGUGGUGCUUCAAACAGAUAACACUGUGUUGUAUGAUCGCUUGAGCAAGAGAGGCUACUCGGGUUUGAAGCUAUCAAACAAUAUUGAAUCUGAAAUUUUUGGAGUUUUGCUUGAGGAGGCAAAAGAAAGUUAUCCGGAGGACAUUGUGAUGGCACUGAGGAGUGACAAUAUUGAGGAUAUCUCUAGAAAUGUCGCUACUUUGACCGAAUGGGUGAUGCAAUGGCAACCCAGAUCAUAAUCUCAGCGAAUAUCAAUGCAUGUCUCCUUAUACUUUUGCUUUUGGGUUCCUAUGUUAGAAUAGCUGGUUAGCGUGCUUGUUCCUUUAGGUUUCUCUUUGUAAUCUGCCUGAAGGUUUUCGGUCUGGAUGUAUGGG
Tripterygium wilfordii is the source of this 813-nucleotide messenger RNA. RefSeq names its product adenylate kinase isoenzyme 6 homolog. Gene Ontology annotation, molecular function: ATP binding; ATP hydrolysis activity; AMP kinase activity. Gene Ontology annotation, cellular component: cytoplasm; nucleus. The coding region runs from base 142 to 678 and encodes 178 amino acids. Lineage: Eukaryota; Viridiplantae; Streptophyta; Magnoliopsida; Celastrales; Celastraceae. The record is from RefSeq and is a predicted model, not a curated record. The transcript is spliced from 4 exons.